Molecule: messenger RNA, 189 nt
Organism: Penicillium pulvis
Lineage: Eukaryota; Fungi; Ascomycota; Eurotiomycetes; Eurotiales; Aspergillaceae
Exons: 1
Coding region: 1-189 (62 amino acids)
Source: RefSeq, a predicted model, not a curated record
AUGGGUCGAGGUCGGGUAGGUCCCAUCAGCUGUCCCGAUACCAAGACUGCCGGAGACCCACCGGCAUUUGCCCCGGCCGCGUGCUUAGUGUCGGCUAAAUUUCAUGCUCGGAAUGGGCUCGGAAUGGGACCGGAGAGACUACCCCUUUACUACUCGCAGCAUUUGAUCAUGAUGGAAUGGAAGUACUAA